AUGACAUCUGAGGAUAUAAAUAUGGACAAGAGUACAAUUCUGGAUGUGGGUGAAGAGGUGGAAGAGGGAGCCAUUUUCCAUGUCACCCUGAAACGAGUGGAGGUUCAGCAGGCUGCCAAGGAAGGAGCAAACUGGCUAGGCGCUGAAGGGGACGAGUUACCUCCAGAACAUACUGUCAGCCAGUAUGAAACAUGCAAAAUCCGAACAAUAAAAGCUGGGACUCUAGAGAAACUUGUGGAGAACCUUCUGACAGCUUUUGGGGAUAAUGAUUUCACCUACACCAGUAUAUUUCUGUCUACCUACCGUGCCUUUGCUUCUACUAAGGAAGUACUGGAAAUUCUUGACAGGUGCGGAAACGCAGAGCCCUCAGGCUGUGAAGAAGAUGUAAGCCAGGAUUCCUCUGAAUCCAAACCAGUACUGGGGACUGCAAUAGCAUCAAUCUUAGGAGCCUGGCUUGAUCAGUGCUCUGAGGAUUUCAGAGAGCCACCUGACUACUCAUGUUUGAUGAAGCUGUUGGAUUACUUGAAGAAGAAUAUCCCUGGCUCUGACCUGGAGAAGAGGGCGCAGAAUCUCUUGGAGAAGUUCCAGAACCAAGAAGUGGAAAAGGACGAUGGGUUCCGUGUUGCUUCCCUCUGUAACCUAUGUGAUGAAGAGGAAAUGGACAUCAGCAGGCCAGAAGAAUUCUCUUUUUUCCAGGCAGACCUUGUGGCAGAACAGUUGACAUACAUGGAUGCAGAACUCUUCAAGAAGGUUGUGCCCUACCACUGUUUGGGAUGCAUCUGGUCUCGAAGGAAUAAGAAAGAAUAUAAGCACCUGGCGCUGACUAUCAGGGCUACCAUCUCACAGUUCAAUGUCGUUACCAAAUGUGUUGUCAGCACUAUCCUGAAGGACAAGGAGCUCAAAUCACAGCAAAGAGCCAAGAUCAUUGAGAAAUGGAUUAAUAUUGCACACGUAAGGCAUUUAUUCGAAGGAACAUCCAAAUUUGCCAACCUGGACAGCAGUGUGAAAGAAAAUCAGGAAAGCACACAGAGGCGGCUGCAACUUCAAAAAGAUAUGGCAGUAAUGCAAGGCACGGUACCUUUUCUUGGUACCUUCCUCACUGAUCUCAUCAUGCUUGACUCAGCACUUCAGGACUAUAUCGAGGGCGGCCUGAUCAAUUUUGAGAAGAGACGAAGGGCAGGAUCUCUCAUUGCAGCUCUCUCUCUGCAGCUAAUGAGCCAAGGCAAAACUCCUGCCGUCCUCCAGAGAGCGAGGUUGAAGCACAACCUGGAAUCCGAUGCAGCUGAGGAUUAUGAGCUUGUGCAAGUCAUCUCUGAGGACAAAGAGCUGGUGAUCCCAGACCAUGCCAACGUGUUCUAUGCUAUGAACAGCCACGCAAACUUUGAUUUCGUCCUGCGGAAAAAAGCUUCAGUCAGUGGGCAGAGGAAAGUGAGGAGCCGUUGCAGUGUGACGCUCCCUAGAACUGCCAGAGCGGGGUGUGAGAGCAACAGGCUCAGCAAAAUUAGGCUGUGAGGCAGACAAGGCCAUGGGGAGUACUGGCUGAGGACUGCCCUUGCAACCAUCCAGUAUUACAGAAUCAACAGGAGAUGAACGUGUCGCUAUUCAGCUUUGAACAUAUCGGAGGCUGGAAUGCAAAGUGAGCAUCUGGUCGACCUACAGCCAGAGAUGUGGCUCUUCUCCCUUGUAGCUGGACAUGGACAUACACACAUGGAUUGAUGGG
This is a messenger RNA of Athene cunicularia (burrowing owl), 1720 nucleotides long. RefSeq names its product ral guanine nucleotide dissociation stimulator like 1 (gene RGL1). Gene Ontology annotation, cellular component: plasma membrane. The transcript has 12 exons. The record is from RefSeq and is a predicted model, not a curated record. Gene Ontology annotation, molecular function: guanyl-nucleotide exchange factor activity. Bases 1 to 1512 code for a protein of 503 amino acids. NCBI's taxonomy places the organism in Eukaryota, Metazoa, Chordata, Aves, Strigiformes, Strigidae. Gene Ontology annotation, biological process: Ras protein signal transduction; positive regulation of GTPase activity.